UUCAAUGUUAUGUUUUUCCCACUCUAGAACAUUUCAUAAUAUAUAUAUAUAUCUUUCUACUCCAUCAGUCGCCAUUUUUGGCUUAACAACUGGUGUCUCUUGAAGGGCUCUUCUGAAGAUUUCCCAUUUCCAUUACUCUUUAAGAUUGUCAGCAUAUCAUUGUCACUCCCUGCUAGUUCAAAGGAAGAAAAGCUCAAAGGAAGAGAAGAAUAUGAAAAUUCAGUGUGAUGUGUGUGAGAAAGCUCCAGCAACUGUGAUUUGUUGUGCGGACGAGGCUGCUUUGUGUGCCAAAUGUGACGUUGAAGUUCAUGCUGCAAACAAGCUUGCAAGUAAGCACCAGAGGCUUCUUCUUCAAUGUCUAUCAAACAAGCUUCCCAGAUGUGAUAUAUGUCAAGAUAAGGCAGCUUUCAUAUUUUGUGUUGAAGACAGAGCACUCUUCUGUCAGAAUUGUGAUGAACCAAUUCAUUCACCUGGCAGCAUUUCCGCGAACCACCAGCGCUUCCUUGCUACUGGUAUCCGAGUGGCCUUGAGUUCUAAUUGCGCCAAGGACAAUGAAAAAAGUCACUUGGAGCCACCAAAGAGGAAUGCACAAGAAGUUUCUGUUGAAACUCCUUCUCAGCAAGUGCCAAGCUUCACGUCCUCUUGGGCUGUUGAUGACUUAUUGGAAUUGACAGGCUUUGAAUCACCUGACAAAAAGGAAUCCCUGCAAUUUGGAGAGCUGGAAUGGAUGGCAGAUGUGGGUCUUUUUGGUGAACAAUUUACUCAGGAAGCCUUGGCUGCAGCUGAAGUCCCUCAGCUUCCAGUAACUCAUCCUAGCAGCAAUGUUGCCUCCUAUAGAACCUCCAAGUCCUACAUGUCUCACAAAAAGCCUAGGAUUGAAGAAGUUGAAGAUGAGGAUGAUGAGUAUUUCACUGUGCCUGAUCUUGGUUGAAGCACAUGGCUAUACAGGCUGCUGCAUGAAAACUGUAUGUUAUUGGGUUGUAUAUUCAUACUUCUCUAAGUACCAUAAUCUAAGAAUUGAAUUUUGUUCACAAGUUGUGUGAAAGUUGGUGAGUAUCAUACCUCAGGUGUUUCAUUGCUAGAUAGCAUAGAAUCUAUACCUUUGGGGAUUAAAUUUUCCUUGUUAUUUGUGGUCAAUGUUUACACUUCAAACACUAGGGGUGCUCACUCCACGAACUUGAGACGGUUAAUUUCAUUUUGUUUGUAUGCAUCCCUAGUCUCUUGAA
Molecule: messenger RNA, 1226 nt
Organism: Gastrolobium bilobum
Lineage: Eukaryota; Viridiplantae; Streptophyta; Magnoliopsida; Fabales; Fabaceae
Product: B-box zinc finger protein 24-like
Exons: 3
Coding region: 212-931 (239 amino acids)
Biological process (GO): regulation of DNA-templated transcription; photomorphogenesis
Cellular component (GO): nucleus
Molecular function (GO): zinc ion binding
Source: RefSeq, a predicted model, not a curated record